UGUACAUUGUCCAUACAGACUGCACAUCGCAAUCGCAGCUGCUAGCCACCAUGGCCGACACCGAGCGACCACGAACACCGCCGCGGAAGGCUCCUGUGGCCUCGGCUCACUCUCCCAUAACUCCAGAGCAAGUUCGUCGUAUGGAAGAGUCUCGAUUACGAGCCAAAGCACUUCGAACACAGCAGGAAGCACAGAAGAAGACAACGACCCGGCCUUCAGCUCCCACAUCUCUUGCAGGACAGAAACGGACACACGCUGCGAUCACACGAGACAUACCAGCGACCUCUCGCGACGCACGAAUUAAUGUACCGAACAGCAACAACGGCCUCUCCGCUGCACCAGACGAUGGCAUCCGAGCUGCUAGGAAGUUUCAAAAAUACGUCGAAUACGACUUCAGCAAGAUGACAGACACAAAAGGUGGUUUCAUGACGGCCGACGAUGAUCCAUACAACAAAGCAUUGCAUGCACCUGAUCCAGACGGCAAGCCCGCGAAUAUGACAUUGCGAGAAUGGGAGCAGAAACAAGUGCAGCGUAAGCUGCAGAUGACAAAAGCCGGACCCUACGAACCUGGUCUGUCAGCUCUUGACGCCCAAAACGCAAAGAAAUGCAGAGAAUGCGGCAGUCUCGAGAUCGAUUGGAACUGGGACGAAAUGCUCAACACACAAAUCUGCCACACAUGCAAAGACAAAUAUCCUGAGAAAUACAGUCUCUUGACGAAAACAGAGGCGAAGGAAGAUUACCUCCUCACGGACCCAGAAUUGAAAGAUGAGAGCUUAUUACCGCACAUCAAGAAACCCAACCCGCACAAAAGUACAUGGAACGACAUGAUGCUGUACCUCCGAUAUCAGGUCGAACAAUACGCCUUCUCGGAGAAGAAGUGGGGUAGUGCGGAGGGGUUGGACGCAGAGUAUGAAAGGAGGACGAAAGAGACGAAGGAUCGCAAGGAGAAGAAGUUCAGGAAUAAAUUGAAUGAGCUCAAGAAGAGAACACGAGUCGAAGCGUACAAGAAAGCGAGAAGUGGUGGCGGAGGAGAAUUUGGUGAUACGAUAGGGAAUGGACAGCAUGAGCAUGAAUGGGGGCGAAGUGUCGAAGAUCCCGAAACGGGCAUGACGAAGAAAGCUUGUGUUGAAUGUGGAAUGGAGGUUGAAGAAUUGGAGUUUUGAGGCCAGAAAUGUCUCACUGUAAUUGCUUGGUUGUAUUAUGCGCAAGAUACCCCUUUGAUAUUUGGAAAGAGCGAGCGAAUACCUGUGGUCAGGAGAUUAUGUAGAUAUAGUGUACGACCAUGCC
This is a messenger RNA of Cercospora beticola, 1287 nucleotides long. It is a transcript of the gene RAD14, whose product is annotated as DNA repair protein RAD14. Gene Ontology annotation, biological process: nucleotide-excision repair, DNA damage recognition; UV-damage excision repair; base-excision repair. Gene Ontology annotation, cellular component: nucleotide-excision repair factor 1 complex. Lineage: Eukaryota; Fungi; Ascomycota; Dothideomycetes; Mycosphaerellales; Mycosphaerellaceae. Gene Ontology annotation, molecular function: damaged DNA binding. The record is from RefSeq and is a predicted model, not a curated record.